UUUUUUUCUCUCUCCAAAAAUGUUCCAGCCCUGGCAGCAAAUCCCCAAUGACCCAGCUUGGUAUGGUAUCUAACUACUACUAACUUAAGUAGUAGUGGUUACUAACUAGUAGCAAGCAAGUCAUUGGAACCAAGUACAGGGCUACGGCUACUUGUUCCUCCUUCCGAGUUCAAUCAUGGUUCCCAUGCUUCAACAUCUCCUAGCUUCUCUUCGCCCCUUCGUCUGCCUCCUCUUCUCUUAGUCCUUUUCCCCCUCUCCUCUCCUCUCCUCUUCUUUCACUCUCACUCCCCCCCUUGGGCCAUUCCCUUCUCUUUUAUCUCCCCUUGUUCGUCCUCCCCUCCCAACUCGCCCCAUCCCUCCACCAUGGGUGAGCACCAUGGCCGAUACUAAGUCGCGCCCUUUGGCUCCCGCCCCGCCGGGUGCCAACGCCGCUCUCGAUGCCCAACAACGCAGGAAAAAUGUAGGCACCGCCUGUGCGGCCUGCAAGACUCGAAAGCUCAAGUGCACAGGUUCCGUGCCCUGUGCCAACUGCGUCAAGAGCAAAGUCGAAUGUACCCUUGACCGGAGUGCCGAUAAGCGUCGUCGUGGCGCCCUGAAACGCAAAAUUGAUCAGCUUGCCGACCAGGAGGACCUCCUUGUCCGGCUCGUCAGCGUUCUCCGCGAGAGUGGCAAUCGUCGCGCCGUGCCCUUGAUCAACCUCAUCCGCAGUGACGCCUCGUUGGACGAGAUCCGCUACUAUAUCAACCACCAGCUGCCUCGCUUGGACCUGGCGCAGACUCCGGAACUCGUCGAAGUAUGCCAGGAGGUGAAGCAACUCCAGCCAUCUGAGUCGCGGUCCAUGCGGCGGAUUCUCGAUGCCAAACGGUUAUCCGACAUUCCUCGCUUUCAGGUCCCCGCUCGACCUUGGACGACCGUCGUCUCCGAUAAUGAUUUCGUUUCUCACCUCAUCUCGCUCUGGUUCACCUGGUCGCAUCCGUUUCGAAACUGGAUCGAUAAGGAAUUGUUUGUGCGGGAUAUGCAGGCAGGAUCGCUGUCGGCUCGAUUUUGCUCCCCGUUUUUGGUCAACAUUAUCCUAGCGGAAGCUUGCGCAUACUCUGAUUAUCCAGAGGCAUAUGCGAGACCGGGAGAUGCGGCUUCGAAAGGAGCCCGCUUCUACGAGGAGGCCAAGCGUUUACUGGACAAGGAAGAGGGGCGGAUUACGCUUCCAACCGUCCAGGGACUAGGUGUAUUGUGGGCAUGUGCUUCGAUGACUGGGCGGGAUCGCCAAGGGUGGAUUCACCGCGGCCAACUUGCCUAUGCUAUCCAGGAACUUUCGCAGAAGAAUUCCGUUCUGGCGUCUGAUGCCGAUGAAGAUACGCUCCGCAUGGUUCGAGUUAUUAACGGGACCGUUUGGGGACUGUUCAACGUGGCCACGAGUCACGCCUUGGCCGACAAGAGCCGCCCCUUGAUCAAGCCGCCGCAGCGCCACAGUCUGCCCCUCGUCAGCCAUGAGGGCGACUCGGACGAAUGGCGACCGUAUCCGGAUCAUGCAGAAGGAACGGAGGGGCAUUCUGUCUGUCUGUUCAGCGCGCUGUGCGGCUUGAGUUUGAUUGCCUACGAUGUAGCGACCUUCUUCCACCGCGAGGCGCCAUCGCGCCCACGGGCGGAGACGGAAAGUAAAGUGGCAGACCUUUAUGAGCGUCUUCGUCUCUGCUCCGACCGGUGGCCCACGUGUCUGAAGACUAAACUUGAGGCCCCACAUAUUCUCUCUUUGCAUAUGUAUCACCAUGCGAUAAUCAUGAGAAUCUACGAGCCGUUGAAGGAAUAUUCCACACUGCCCGUUACGACCAUUUCGCCUGUGCGCGCCCGUGAGAUGUGCUUCUCGUCAGCGCGUAAUAUCGCCCACCUGAUGCGGAUCCACCGUUCUUGCUGGGGACUCGACCGCAUGCCCGUCAGCAACAUCCAGUGUAUCACCGAGGCUUUGUUCACGUUGCUGGAUGACUUGGAGGAGCCCAACAACCGUGAGGCAUUCAUCACCCUCAGUAUCGCGGCCAAGGCAUUUUCGCGACGAUGGGAGUCGAGCCAGACCAUCCUAGGCACGCUCCGCACGACCGCCCAGGCGAAGAGGCUGACACUGCCCACGGAAACUGACUCGCUGUUUACCAUCACGGUUGCACCGCCGCCGCUUGGCCUGCGCGACAGCGUUGACCUCCUUGAUGACAGUGAGGAGGCGUAGGACCAGGGUUGAUGCCAUAGGACAAGUUAGGCGCCCAGAACUGGCACUGUCUCUUGACUUACGGCGCUAUAUAGACCCUCAGGGAUGUCUGGAGGGGUGGACUGGUACUUAGUGACAUUACGCUUAUUGCGAUGGUCCCAGCGUGGCUUAGAUGUGUGACAUGCUGCGUGCCAGCCCUAUGUUGCUCAUCCGAGGCACGAUCCGGGCCGACGGAAUUGGUUCAUAUCCGUGAUAGAUUAUAAUACCCAUAGAACCUGCAAGUUGAUGUAGC
Molecule: messenger RNA, 2486 nt
Organism: Aspergillus neoniger CBS 115656
Lineage: Eukaryota; Fungi; Ascomycota; Eurotiomycetes; Eurotiales; Aspergillaceae
Product: putative C6 transcription factor
Exons: 6
Coding region: 377-2215 (612 amino acids)
Biological process (GO): regulation of DNA-templated transcription; DNA-templated transcription
Molecular function (GO): DNA binding; DNA-binding transcription factor activity, RNA polymerase II-specific; zinc ion binding
Source: RefSeq, a predicted model, not a curated record